Daldinia caldariorum is the source of this 2202-nucleotide messenger RNA. RefSeq names its product acetyl-CoA synthetase-like protein. NCBI's taxonomy places the organism in Eukaryota, Fungi, Ascomycota, Sordariomycetes, Xylariales, Hypoxylaceae. Gene Ontology annotation, molecular function: medium-chain fatty acid-CoA ligase activity. The coding region runs from base 207 to 2024 and encodes 605 amino acids. Gene Ontology annotation, biological process: fatty acid metabolic process. The record is from RefSeq and is a predicted model, not a curated record. The transcript is spliced from 2 exons.
AAGUUGUUUGGGGCAGCAAAGGUGUAUUGCAACGUCGGACUUGAGUUAUGUGGAGGGACCUCGAGAAGUAAGUUACCUUUUUUUUCACCUAACUUGAUGGGUGGUUACUACAGAUUUCGUUGUACGAUGCACACACCGCCAUCACUCCUGUUGGGGUAAAGGGGUAAAGAAUAACAACGGUCCUGAUUUAAAGCAGAUUGCUUCAAAUGUGUCUUGAGCCACCGUUGCUCACAUGCACUAUCCCAGAGCAUUUCGCAGAGAUAGUCUCGGAAUAUGGUGACCGGCCAGCAGCUGUAUUCCGGUCUCCCACGACCAACAAUAUGAGACCGCAGAUGUCAACUCUAACGUACGAGGAUCUCGACACACAGUCGAACAUCAUCGCGCAAUCGUUACGGUCCCUCGGCGUGAAAAAAGGAGAUCGCGUCGCCGUGAGCCUGGGAAACGUCCCCGAGUACGUAGUUCUAACGUAUGCCAUCUUCAAGCUAGGCGCCAUCCUGGUCCCGCUCAACCCGACUUUCAACCCCUACCAGCUCGGCGCCGCGCUGUCCCGUCUCGGCGUCAAGGUCCUCAUCAUCGCAGCCGUUACGGAUCUAGCUUACAAGCCGUGCCGCGGCCGUAGUAACUCCAACCUCUUGUUCCAACUUGUACCUGGCCUUUCCGCCGGCAUAGUCGACUCGUCCAGCGCUCCUACGCUCGAGUCUAUAGUGCUGGUAGAUAAUAUGCCCUCGCAUCCUCUCGCCGACUUUCCUCCCCUAGAAUUACUCCCCGGGAUCACCCCCUACUCCUCGCUCCUGCUCUCUUCCUCUUCCUCUCCCUCCCUCUCCCGCUCCGUCAGACCGGACGCUCCGCUCGUCCCGUCGGAAACGAUCAAUAUCCAGUUCACUUCGGGCACGACGUCGAUGCCGAAAGCAGCCAUGCUGAGCCACACUAACAUCCUGAAUAACGGCCGCCUAAUCGCGGCGCGCAUGGGUCUCGAUCCCGAAGACCGGAUCGUGUGUCCGCCGCCGCUAUUCCACUGCUUCGGCUCCGUCCUGGGACUCAUGGCCACCGCGACGACCGGGGCUUGCAUCGCAUUUCCCAGCCCGGCAUUCGACCCGGGCGCGACCCUCCACGCCGCCGCCGAGCUGCGCGCCACGGGGCUCUACGGCGUGCCCACCAUGUUCGCCGCCGAGCUCGAGCUCCUGUCCGACCCGGCCUUCGCCGCGCGCCUGCCGCCGGGCGGCCUCGGCAACCUGCGCAAGGGCAUCGCGGCCGGCAGCUCGGUACCGGAGCCGCUGAUGCGCAGGCUGCGCGAGAGGCUCGGGCUCAGGGACCUCGUGAUCUGCUACGGGAUGACGGAGACGAGCCCCGUCAGCUGCAUGACGGCGCCGGGCGACCCGGACGACCGGCGCACGAGCACGGUGGGGCGGGCGAUGCCGCACACGGUCGUCAAGGUGGUCGCGGCGGGGGACCGGUCGCGGGUCGUGCCGCGUGGGAAGUGCGGCGAGCUGGCUGUGUCGGGGUACCUGCUCAUGGAGGGGUAUUGGAAGGACGCGGCGCGGACGCGCGAGGACCUCGUCGCGGACGAGGACGGCAGGCUGUGGAUGUAUACCGGCGACGAGGCGCGUAUGGACCGGGACGGGUUCGUGGAGAUCACGGGGCGCAUCAAGGACUUGAUUAUCAGGGGCGGCGAGAACAUACACCCGCUCGAGAUCGAAGUUUCGCUGGCGGGACACCCGCUUAUUCGGGAGGCUAGCGUCGUGGGGGUAUCGGACGAGCGAUACGGCGAGGUUGUCGGCGCGUUUGUAGCAGUGCAUACGGGUGUGAGGACGCUUGACGAUGGCGAAGUAGAUCGGGGUGGGGGCGGAGGCGAAGCGUUGUCCAAGGACGAGGUGAGGGAUUGGGUCAGGAGGCAGCUUUCAGGUCACCUUGUGCCGAAAUACGUCUUUUGGACCGAUGAGUUUCCAAAGACUGCCAGUGGCAAGAUACAGAAGUUUAAGCUGAGGGAUAUUGCGAAGGAACAGCUGGGUAUGGCGUCGAAAUAGAUAUACACUUAGGGGGCUAGAUUUUGGAGGCUUGCAUUGCGUUGCAUUGCAUAACAGUGUGUUUUGAGCAUUUUUAUGACCAAGUUCUUACUUUUUACUGAGACUAACUAGGUAAUAUUAGCAUGUUAUGAUAUUCAAAAAUAAGUAUAUUUUUCUCAAGACAUCAAGCAUCAAUAGG